Messenger RNA from Dendrobium catenatum, 1337 nucleotides. Its product is annotated as transcription factor MYB30-like. The coding region runs from base 110 to 904 and encodes 264 amino acids. NCBI's taxonomy places the organism in Eukaryota, Viridiplantae, Streptophyta, Magnoliopsida, Asparagales, Orchidaceae. The transcript has 2 exons. The record is from RefSeq and is a predicted model, not a curated record.
AGCAACUCUUAGAAACAAUAAUAAUCUAGAGUGAGAGAGAAGGGUGAUCUAGAGAGAGAGUGUUUGUGAACAGAGAGAGAGAGAGAGAGAGAGAGAGAGAGAGAGAGAGAUGGGAAGGGCACCUUGCUGCUCGAAGGUGGGGCUCCACAGAGGGCCAUGGACAUCAAGAGAGGAUGCUUUGCUCACCAGUUAUAUCAAGAACCAUGGGACAGGCAACUGGAAAACUCUCCCUAAGAGAGCAGGGCUACUUAGGUGUGGGAAGAGCUGCAGACUAAGAUGGAUGAACUAUAUUAGACCUGACAUCAAGCGUGGAAACAUCAGCCCCGAAGAAGAAGACCUCAUCAUCCGCCUCCAUUCUUUGUUAGGUAACCGAUGGUCUCUCAUCGCCGGCCGCCUUCCCGGCCGCACCGACAAUGAGAUCAAGAACUACUGGAAUGGCCAUCUCAGCAAGAAGCUCAAAAAUCAAGGCUUGCUCGUCAAAGAAGCAGUGACGAGGCGACUUACACCUCCAGAUCGCAAUUCCAAGAAGAAGAAGAAGAACAUUAAUAACAAUGAAGCGAAAUGCAUAAAUACUGAGAAUGUUAAAAUGAACAAAAUCUACGCACCAAAGCCAACGAGGAUUUACCCAACGUAUUGGAACUAUGUAACUGAAAGCAACGAAGAAACUGAAGGCACUAAUGGAAGAUUAGAUAGUGGGGAUGAAAGCAGCAGUGGAAAUUUUCAGGAGAUUCUAUCUUGUUCUGACAAUGGAGAAGAAGCUAAUCUUCUUGAUGUGAAUCAUUACUUGGGUUCGGAUUUGGAGUUAGUAAAUUGUGAUUUCUUCUUGGAAGAUCAUGAAGUGCUUGAUAGAGUAUACCAGGAGUACUUGCAGCUUUUAAAUGUAGAAACUGAUAAGGAGAAUUGAAUUAUGGGAAAAAAAAUUUCUGGAAGGAUAUUCUGAUCAAAAUUAUGAUCGUGAUGGUCCUCGAAGUCUUUGGAUGUGCUUCAAGAUGGGUGCAAUACAUAUAAGAAAGCAAUCUUGCGCUAAUAUGAAAGUAGAUCUAAUGACUUCGAGCUCCAUCUUGAUCAGUUCUUGAUGAGAAUUAUCGAGACGUUUGAAGAUUCAGUAAUUGUGUAAUGAGUGAUUGAGCAUAUCUUACCUGUAAAUUUAGACUUUAUUCAGGAUGAUUUUCUUAAACUUCUUAAACUGCUUUGAGAAACAGUUAGAAAGUCAUUCCAAACAAAAUCUUAAUGUAUAUUACUUUCUCUAAUCUGUCUAACUUGAAGCUAAACUUAGCUAAAGUUGGCUUUUUUAAUGAUAAAAAGAGUAUAUUAUUAUGAAAGAAAUAUAUGUUGGC